AUGGAUAAUGGCUUUGUUCUACCAGCCAUAAAGUAUUAUUUAGAACCUCAUGGAAAAUAUGUAUUCAUAGUGAAUAUAGAAAAUAAUGUAAAAAAUAUUUUAAAAAUUAGCUAUUCUGAAGGUAUCCAAAUAGUAAAAGAGAAACAGGAACUUUCAAGUAAAAGUAACAAUAGGGCAGAAGAAAAUGAUAACAAAAAUAAGUUCUCGUUUUUUGGGUGCUUAGGAAUAAUUCAAGCAGAACGCAUAAAUUUCUUGGUCAUAGUUUCCGAUGCUGAAAUUGUUUCUUAUUUAUUUAAUAGAGCUAUUUAUAGAGUAAAGAAAAUUUCCUUUAUUCAACUGAAUGAUGAAAUAGUAGAUAAUGACAAUCCUAAUGAUAAUCACUAUUAUCAGUAUGAGAUAUGUCGCUUGGGGGCAAACGGGGGAUUAACGUCAUUAAAUAAUUCCAGAAAGGAAAAUAAAAAGUUUUUUUGCAAUAAAAGUAUAAAAACACAAAAUUGUUUUGAUAAUAUAUUCAAAUCAAGAUGUUUUCUUGUUGAAAACUGUGUCUAUAACUAUAACAAAUUGCACAAUAACAACGAAACGUAUGUUCACAAAUUCAAAAAUAGCACACUAAAGAAAGAUACAUUAAAAACAAUAGCCUGCUUUGUGCGCGCCUUUAACAAGGGUCCUUUCUAUUUUUCCUACUACUACAAUUUAACCACAUCUCUUCAGAAAAACUUUAUAAAUGAAUCUAAAAAAGCUAAUGAAAAUAAAAAAACGGACUACAUCCUAUCAACGCGUAAUAUAAAAGUUAAUGAUACACACUACACUAUGGGUGUGAACUGUAGGGAAGAAAUGGAAGCACCCUUUUUGCACAAAUUAAAAUUUAAUGAAAUUAAUCAAGAAUAUACUUGGAACUGGAAAUUCCUAAAUCAUUUUAUACAUAUAGAUGGAUUUGAUUUUGUUGUGUUUCUAGUACAUGGAUACAUGAAUUCAAAUAUUUUACAUGUCUGCAAUAGGAAGAUAAAAUUAUAUUUAAUAUCGAGAAAAAAUAAAAACAGAAGCGGUGUAAGAUUUUGGUGUAGAGGAGGAAAUAGCCAGGGAGAUGUAGCCAAUUUUGUGGAAACAGAACAGAUUGUUGUAUGUAAAAAUUCGAACGAAACACAUGUUUUUAGUUAUAUCAUUGUGAGAGGAUCUAUACCUGUCUUAUGGAAACAACAACCAACAUUAAGUAUAAGACCGAAAAUACAAAUCUGUUCAGAAAUGCAUGAAAAUGCGAAAAUAUUGAAUUUACAUAUGGAAAAAUUAAAAAAUACAUAUGGAAAAAUUUCUAUUACUAAUUUGAUUAAUAAAAGAUUUGGUGAAAAAUAUUUAGGACAGUGCUUUGAAAAUUGUUUGAAGGAAUGUAAUGUUGAACAUAAUUAUACCUGGUUUGAUUUUCAUGGUGAAUUUAAAAAAUUAAAUUACAAUAAUUUAUAUUCAUCAUUAAAAACAGUGAUUGACGAUUUGAACGAUUUUUCCUAUUUUUCUUUCUCUUUACCAAAUAGUACAAACUGCAGUUUAUCAUAUGAUAAUGAUGAUAUUUCCACUAUCUUCCCCUCAUGGGAAUCUGCAAAAGUUAAUAAUUUUCAGAAAGGUAUAUUUCGAGUAAAUUGUAUCGAUUGCUUAGAUCGUACCAAUGUUUUUCAAAGUUUUCUGGCAAAAUAUAUAUUAUAUAUACAGUUAAAAAGUAUAAAUAUAAAAUUGGAACAAGGAAAUUUAUUCCCUUUUUAUUUUUUUAAAAGUCCACAAGACGAAUUAAAAUAUCGUAAAAUUUGGAUACACAAUGCUAAUGCAAUUAGUACCAUUUACAGCGGUGCUGGCGCAUUAAAAAAUGACAUAACACAAAAUGGAAAAAGAACUAUGAGAGGACUAAUACAAGACCUAUAUCAUAUUGUACUUCGAUAUAUAAAUAACAACUUUUUAGAUGGAUAUAAUAAUGACUGUAUCCAUUUAGUUACUAAUGAAAAUUUAAAACAUUUAAAUGUAUUUAAUAUUCACAAAGGUAAAUAUAAUCAAAUGAUGCAAGUCCUUUUUGAAUUUAUUGCAAUUUUUUCAACAUCUGCAUGUACUAGCCCUAUGCAGAAAUUAUUAAAAGGUUUCUAUUAUUUUUCGCAUAAUAUUACAUCCACCAUGAUUUCUCAGUGUAUCAAUUAUGCAAUUUUUAUUAUACGUAAAAAUUUUCACUUCUUUUUAUUUCCCUAUAAUCAAGCGAAAUAUUUACAGUUUAUUUCGUUAAUGGCAAAGACAUCAGGAAUUUUGUCUACAUCUUUUUUAAUAUUUGUCUUUUUUUGUAUUUAUGUGUUUACUCAAAGAAGACGCGUAAUUUCGUCCCCUAAAUUAGGUACACCGUAG
Messenger RNA from Plasmodium gonderi, 2373 nucleotides. Its product is annotated as phosphoinositide phosphatase SAC1. Gene Ontology annotation, cellular component: endoplasmic reticulum. Gene Ontology annotation, biological process: phosphatidylinositol dephosphorylation. The transcript has a single exon. Bases 1 to 2373 code for a protein of 790 amino acids. Gene Ontology annotation, molecular function: phosphatidylinositol-4-phosphate phosphatase activity. The record is from RefSeq and is a predicted model, not a curated record. NCBI's taxonomy places the organism in Eukaryota, Apicomplexa, Aconoidasida, Haemosporida, Plasmodiidae.